Messenger RNA from Argiope bruennichi, 5572 nucleotides. Its product is annotated as phospholipid-transporting ATPase ABCA1-like. The transcript has 23 exons. Gene Ontology annotation, molecular function: ATP hydrolysis activity; ATP binding; lipid carrier activity. Gene Ontology annotation, cellular component: intracellular membrane-bounded organelle; membrane. NCBI's taxonomy places the organism in Eukaryota, Metazoa, Arthropoda, Arachnida, Araneae, Araneidae. Bases 242 to 5317 code for a protein of 1691 amino acids. Gene Ontology annotation, biological process: lipid transport; transmembrane transport. The record is from RefSeq and is a predicted model, not a curated record.
GAAUUUCAGAUGCCGCAGCAAUUCGAGUCGACAGUUCACAAGAAAAUAUCUCACUAUCACAUGUUUGGCAAUCUUUUUUUAUGUUUUGAUAAGUGAAAAAUUACGUCACAGUGAAAACGAACGGAUUGUUUUAUUUAUAUUAAGCGGAAACAGAAAUUUUUAUCGUUGCUUCAUCAGAACAGAUGCACGAGCGCAGGUGGGGAGUACCUAAAAAUACUGGAGUGAAAAAAAAUCUUCAGAAAUGCCAAAUACGAAUGGACUGCGACAGUUCAGUAUUCUGCUCUACAAAGGUCUACUUCUCCGGAAACGGCAUUACUUCGUAACUUUCUUCGAAAUUAUCGUCCCAAUCAUCAUCGCAGCUAUCCCAUGUAUGAUCCAACAGGAACCUUACAAUCCACCAUCUGGCAAAAAUGUUGGAAGACAGUUCAGGUCUGAUUGGGUCAACUACACAACGUUCAGGCCAUUCGAUCCAUUCAAAUCUCAUGCAGGUACAUGGUAUGAUUUACUGUUUGUGUACACGCCUUCCAAUCCGCUUGUGGAUCAAUUCAUGAAUGAAUCUAUGGCGAUGUUUAAAAGAAGAGAAGAUUAUACAGGCAAUAUAACUUGGAAAGGAGUGAACAGCGAAAUGGAGUUAGAAGACUAUUGCGUUUACAAGCAAAGGGACCAGGAUUUCUUCAACGUGAUUGGAACCGUGUUCAAAGAAUUCGACAACAAAUUGCCAGCAUCUUUAGAUUACACGAUUCGUUAUGGCACCUCACGUUAUUCAAAUUUUCAUACGGACAUGAAGUAUCAGGUGAAUGGUCCUCAUUAUAACAAUGCUUAUGAAGAUUCCCUUUUCCUUGCUUGGCAAGCAUCAGUGGAACAAACCUUUAUUAACAGAAAAAUGGCGGAACAAGGAGAAGACGCUGAAUUAAGGAAAUACCAAGUCUGGAUGCAACAAUUUCCUUACCCAGAACACAAGGAUACAAAGAAUAGUUUCUCUGUUGUUAAUAUUGUUCCCUGGUUCAUAUGUUACGGAUAUUUAAUUUUUAUCAUGAAUAUUAUGAGAAGAGUUAUAGAAGAGAAAUCUAAUGGAUCUAAGGAAUUGCUAAAAAUGAUGGGAAUGACGGAUUUCACAUACUGGGCAAGCACCUUCAUGAAUUACUUCAUCUAUGCUUUCGUCAUCAUGCUUAUUGUCACCAUCCUUUACAAAGUCCCCAUGAAGACUUCGACAGCAUUUUUGCAACACAUGAAUUUUUUUCUCCUCUUUAUCGUGUUACUUCUAUUCAUUGCUAGUCUCAUUCUUUUCUGCAUGGCUUUGAGUAUAUUUUUCAAUCGAGCAAAUUUUGCCACUGUUGCCUUGAUCAUAAUCUAUAUUCCUUCUUGCACGCUUCUGAUGACUAAGUUCUUCAUGACGGACAGCGAAGUCAGCUAUUAUCCGCUCUCGGUGGCCAGUAAACUAGGCAUCUGCCUGCUGCCGCAAGGUGCUCUGCUCACAGCAUUUCACAUCAUAUCUUCGUACGAAGCAAGUGGUGAUGGAAUUGGUUGGAAUAACAUAAAUGAAUUUUCACUGAUUCCUGACAUAAACAUGGCAAUGAUCUUAGUGACAAUGCUCAUCUCCUGUGGCAUUUACAUCAUUUUCAUUUGGUACUUUGAUGCUGUUUGGCCAUGGCAACCGGGAGUGCCCAAGCCGUUUUAUUUCUUCUUAACGCGAAGUUAUUGGUGCGGUGCCAGACAAGUUCAGGACACAGAGGAAAACAAAUUAGUCAAGAAUGAAUAUAGCUCUGACUUUUUUGAAGAAGAACCAAGCAAUAUUUCCAGAGGUGUUAUCAUAAGGAAUUUAGCAAAGGAAUUCCGUUCCGGACUCACUACAAAACUAGCUGUGAAUGAUGUAUCUUUAAACAUCUACGAAGGGCAAAUUACUGCUCUACUAGGUCACAAUGGAGCUGGAAAAACUACCACCAUUAACAUACUCACUGGUCUGUAUACACCAACCAGUGGAACUGCUUUAAUAAGUGGUCUGGACAUUCUGACAGAGACAACAAGAGCUCGCAGAGGCCUAGGUGUUUGUCCUCAGCAUAAUGUCCUCUAUGACACGCUCACUGUGGAGGAACAUCUGAAAAUUUAUGCUGCUAUGAAAGGAGUUCUCUGGAAAGAUCUGAAUUCCGAAGUGACUGAAAUUUUGGAUAUCAUGAAACUGGCCGACAAGAAAUCUGAACUGACCAAGAAUUUGUCUGGUGGAAUGAAAAGAAAAUUAAGCCUCGGGAUUGCCUUAAUUGGUGGAUCAAAAGUUUUGUUCUUGGAUGAGCCGACUUCAGGCUUGGACGUGGAAGCGAGGAGAAAUGUUUGGGACGCAUUGUUGGAGAUGAGACAUAAACGGACCAUCAUUCUGACCACCCACUAUAUGGAAGAGGCUGAUAUUUUGGGCGACCGUAUAGCCAUCAUGGCGGAAGGAGAAUUGCAAUGUUGUGGAUCGCCCAUGUUUCUCAAACAAAAAUUCGGUACUGGGUAUCACCUGCACGUUGUGAAGGAUCAAAAUUUUGAUUUGCAAGCCUUGACUUUGCUCAUCCAGAAGUACAUCCCCGAAGCGAGUCUCAGAAGUGAGCUCGAGAAAGAAAUCUCCUUCAGCUUGUCCACAAACACCGGCAACGAGUUCGGAGACAUGUUUGAAGAACUGGAAAAUCGUAAAAAAGAAUUAGGCGUGCUGUCUUUUGGAAUAACAAUAACAACUAUGGAAGAUGUUUUCCUAAAGGUUUCGAAUAUUUCUGACAUGAAGUAUAAUGCCCGUUCUGAAGAAGAUAAACAGAGCGAUAAGAUCCAAGAUAUCUACGGAGAUUCACCUGGUAUGAGGCCUCACCGCCAUCCCAUUAAUCAAUUUCUCGCCUUGAUUAAAAAGAGAUUUAAUUAUUCCAAACGUUUCUGGAGCAUCCUCAUUGUCCAAGUGGUUCUUCCACUCUUUCUGACCACCAUCUGCCUUUACCUCAUAAAGAACAACAGUUUUCAGUUCAAGACUACAUUCAAACCCUUGAAGCUCGAUAUUAGCUCUGUUUACGGAGAAACUGAUGGAUUCUAUUACAGCGACAAACCUCCACUUUCUGACUUAUCAGAUACUGUAAAAAAUGUUUUCAAAUCUAAUCGGAUAACCGUCCAGAAAGUUCCUGAGCCAACUCAUUAUGUUCUAGACUAUGGUAAAAAAGAUAUUUCGAAGUACUUAAAAAAUUUGAUCGUUGGUGCAGCUGUUGAUCAAUAUUCCAAUGGCACAUUGAAUCUGACUGCCUGGUUCAAUGGGGAGCCUUACCAUGCAAUAUCAAUGUCUCUUCUUCUGGCGCAUACUGCUCUUUUGAAGAACGUGACAAAUACUGGCAGUAUUACAUUGACGAAUGCGCCAUUACCAGUUCUCAAAGUGAUGUAUUCAAAUGGGCAAGGCUUCAUGGCCAGAAUACUGGCCGGUAUUUUUAUACCUCUGGCUUUUGCUUAUUUAUCUGCUAGUUUUGUGUUACUUCCAGUACAUGAAAGAAUGACGAAGGCAAAAUUGUUGCAGCUGAUGAAUGGCAUAUCAGGAACGAUGUACUGGGGCGCCAUGUUUCUCUGGGACUAUGUAGUGUUUUUCAUUAUCUCCAUGUUGUUCAUCAUUCCUUAUGCCAUUUUCGCAAACACUGAAUUCUUCGGGAAGCACUCAGAAUCUAUAGGUGCAGCUAUUGUACUUAUGCUGCUUUACGGCUGGGCCGCAAUUCCGCUUAGCUAUAUAAUAUCAUUUUUAUUUCAAAAAGGAAACACUGCAUUCUCUACUGUAGUAGCUUUGUGCUCAAUUAUUGGUGUUGGUUGCUCUUCCAUACUGAAUUCUAUACUACUUACAAUUCCAUUUGCGGAGGUCACCAAAAGGCGUAUAAAUGAAGCCAUAUGGGCUCUCCGUAUUGUACCAGCGUUCAGUCUUUCUUCGGGAAUCUCUAAUCUUUUCGGAGUUGCUUUUGAUAACGCGUUUUGCGAAACUGUGCCGCCGGACGCACUUGAACUGAAUUGCAAUUCGUCCACUAUCGACAGAAAUAAUCCGAUAUUCAAAUGUUGCAAAAGCAAAUGUGGAGACGAGUGCCUGCAUCAAGUGAAUCCCUUUGGUUGGACCGACAACGCAUGCGGUCGAGACAUGUUCAUGUUGUCUUUCGACGGCUGCCUCUUCAUCACUGUUUUACUUCUUUUGGAAGUCGGGGCCUUAGCCUCUUUAUAUCGUGUUGUGAAGUCCCAAAUGCGGAAAUUCAGGAAGACUGUCGAUAACCUGGUGACUCAAGAGAGCAUUAUCGAGGAUUCAGAUGUGCUCGAAGAAGAAGAAAGGACUCUGAAUGUGAUAGAGGCUCAUUCUGUAUACGGCGAAGAAGCUUUGCUGGUCUCGGAGCUGACGAAAGUGUACAAAAACUUUUAUGCCGUGAAUCACUUGACGUUCGGCAUUCACCAGGAGGAAUGUUUCGGCCUGCUUGGUGUGAACGGGGCUGGGAAGACGAGCACUUUCAGGAUGCUGACGGGAGACUGCCACCCGACGGAAGGGAAUGCUUUUAUACAGAAUGUGUCCGUGAGGAAGAAUCUGAAAAAGUUUCAAUCAUAUCUCGGUUACUGUCCACAAUUUGAUGCCCUGAUUGAUCGCUUGACUGGCCGAGAAAUGCUCAUGCUCUUCGGUCAGCUGAGAGGUUUGACCAGCACCGAACUAGAAGAGAGGAUCAACAAACUGAUUAAAAUGACAGAUCUCACAAAGCACGCAGAUAAACAGACUCGAUUUUAUAGUGGAGGAAACAAAAGAAAAUUGUCCGUAGCUAUCGCUCUGAUUGGAUCGCCGCCUUUGAUUUUGUUGGACGAGCCUACUGCAGGGGUGGAUCCCGUGUCUCGCCGCAAGAUAUGGGGAAUUCUCGCUCAAGCUCGAAAUAAUACAGGAGCAGCCAUUUUGCUGACGACUCAUAGCAUGGAGGAAAGCGAAGCCUUGUGUAACCGAUUGGCUAUUAUGGUUAACGGCCGUUUUCGAUGCCUUGGCUCCAUUCAGCAACUGAAGACCAAGUACGGUCAAGGAUAUACAUUAAUAAUCAAAAUGAAAAGAGAAGACCAAGAAAAUAUUGAGAGUAUUACAGCUAUUAAGACACAUGUUGAAAGUAAUCUGCAUGGAGCAAAUCUGAAAGAUGACCAUCAGGGUAUGCUUCAGUACCACGUGGUGAAUCCUUCCAUUACUUUAAGCCGCCUCUUCAGAUUCAUGUCACACAUGAAAACAAACUUUGCACUGGAAGAUUAUCUGAUCAGCGACACCUCUUUAGAACAGAUAUUUUUGACUUUUGCUCGAGCCCAGAGAGCUUCAAGUGAAUAAGCAGAUAAAUCGGAGAUUGCCAAGAAGAAAAAUUGUUUUAUAAAAAGGAAAUGGUUAUUCUUCUAGCGGAAUUUAAGACUGCACUGAACCAUUAUUGUAUUCCUGUGUUUCUCCCAGUAUUACUAUUGUAUAUAUGUAUAAAAUGCAAUAUGCUAUUUAUUGAAGCAAUUUUCUUUUAAUAAGAAAUUUUUAAUGUUAUUUAUUUUCUCAAAAAUUACAUAAAACUUCGGAAAUUUCAAUUUACUUAAUAAAUGG